AUGCGUCGACUGUUGGGCGAAGUGGAGCUGUGUUUGCUAUGGGAAAAGGCAAAUGCUGUUGAUUCCAAUUUCGGCGAGUGGUGGUGUCCAUCAGAAAAAGCUGCACCGGCCUGUUCCUCGCCGCCAGCUGUAGUGGACAUUGUUACGCGUGAUUUGGCCGUCUGGAGAGCAAAGUACGCUUCUUUCAUUGAGCAUGGAGGGUUUGGAAUCGGCCUCGAUUUUCAUCACAGAUACUCCCAGUUUUGCCUCAGUACCUACGCGGUUUGUCACUAUACACAUGUCAGUCAUGUUGACAAGCGAGACCUAUUGGUGAGAACAACGCUAGAUCACGCUGUCGGCAUCCUAUCAUGGCUCCAACAGUUGAGUCCCGUCGUUCGAGAGAGUCUUCGGUACAUUAGUGACUUUGCGUUUGUCAUGCUUCUCUAUGCAUGCAUGUUUAUCGUCCAAGCUUGCGAAUCUCGUCAGAUGCUUGCAGAGGAACGAUGUAAACGGUUGAAGACAGUGGCGACAACGGCUCAGUUGUUGGUUGAUCUGGGCAUUCACACGUUCCACUUUCCAUCAAUCUAUGGGAAAUUGUUACAGAGGCAGCUGGGGAAUCUGCAACCGAAUGUGUGCGAUGGGGUAGAAGCAGAUGUACAGCCCAAGAGCAACUCGCCAGAAACACCUGGCAGCAUUUGGGCAGAGUAUUCCAGUGUCAAGGGAGAUGAGUGGUAUCAGGAUGAUUUUGGAAACCAGGAGGAGUUGUUUGGCGAAUUAUUGAACAUGCCUCGCCUUGAUUGGUUUGAAGUGUUGGAAUGA
Trichoderma aggressivum f. europaeum is the source of this 798-nucleotide messenger RNA. RefSeq lists its product as uncharacterized. Lineage: Eukaryota; Fungi; Ascomycota; Sordariomycetes; Hypocreales; Hypocreaceae. The coding region runs from base 1 to 798 and encodes 265 amino acids. The record is from RefSeq and is a predicted model, not a curated record. The transcript has 3 exons.